This is a messenger RNA of Myotis daubentonii (Daubenton's bat), 2117 nucleotides long. RefSeq names its product acyl-CoA dehydrogenase short chain (gene ACADS). Gene Ontology annotation, cellular component: mitochondrion. Gene Ontology annotation, molecular function: short-chain fatty acyl-CoA dehydrogenase activity; flavin adenine dinucleotide binding. NCBI's taxonomy places the organism in Eukaryota, Metazoa, Chordata, Mammalia, Chiroptera, Vespertilionidae. The record is from RefSeq and is a predicted model, not a curated record. Gene Ontology annotation, biological process: fatty acid beta-oxidation using acyl-CoA dehydrogenase; butyrate catabolic process.
AUGGCAGCGCCCAGUCCCCUCAGCCCUGCGGGGCGGCAGGCGCCAGAGGCACAGGCCAGCCUCGGAUGGCGGCUGCCUGGCUGCCCACGGCUGCCCGAGGCACAGGGGCCGGGACGGCGGCCGAGGCUUCGGGGAGGAGCCCCCGGACGUCACAGAGGCGGGCGGGUCCCCGCCAGGAGGGCGGGGCGGGGCGGGCGGGCGCGGAGGCCCCGCCUCGGGGGCGGGAACGGACCGCGGCGCCGACCCGCAGCCGGAACCGGGCCGCGGAGGCUGGAGGAGCGGCCCGUUCGUCCCCUGUCCGUCCUCACGGCCGCCGCCGCGAUGCUCGCCCGGAUCUGCGGGCCCGUCCGCGGGGCUCUCCGCCGGCAGUUACACACUGUCUACCAGUCCGUGGACCUGCCCGAGACACACCAGAUGCUGCGCCAGACCUGCCGGGACUUUGCUGAGAAGGAGCUGUUUCCCAUCGCGGCCGAGAUAGACAAGGAACACCGCUUCCCAGCGGCUCAGGUGAAGAAGAUGGGCGGGCUCGGGCUCCUGGCCAUGGACGUGCCGGAGGAGCUGGGUGGCGCCGGCCUCGAUUACCUGGCCUAUGCCAUCGCCAUGGAGGAGAUCAGCCGGGGCUGUGCCUCCACCGGCGUCAUCAUGAGUGUCAACAAUUCCCUCUACUUGGGGCCCAUCAUGAAGUUUGGCUCCAAGGAGCAGAAGCAGAAGUGGGUCACGCCAUUCACCAGCGGCGACAAGAUUGGCUGCUUUGCCCUCAGCGAGCCAGGCAAUGGCAGCGACGCGGGAGCCGCAGCCACCUCCGCCCGGGCAGAGGGUGACUCCUGGGUCCUGAAUGGCACCAAAGCCUGGAUCACCAACUGCUGGGACGCCUCGGCCACUGUGGUCUUUGCCAGCACCGACAGGUCCCUGCACCACAAGGGCAUCAGUGCCUUCCUGGUUCCCAUGCCAACGCCCGGGCUCUCGCUGGGGAAGAAGGAAGACAAGCUGGGCAUCCGGGCCUCGUCCACCGCCAACCUCAUCUUUGAGGACUGUCGCAUCCCCAGGGAGAACCUGCUGGGGGAGCUGGGGAUGGGCUUCAAGAUAGCCAUGCAAACCCUGGACAUGGGCCGCAUUGGCAUCGCCUCCCAGGCACUGGGCAUCGCCCAGGCCGCCCUGGACUGUGCUGUGAACUAUGCCGAGAAUCGCAAGGCCUUUGGGGCGCCCAUCACCAAGCUCCAGGGCAUCCAGUUCAAGUUGGCGGACAUGGCCCUGGCCCUGGAGAGUGCCCGGCUGCUGACCUGGCGCGCUGCCAUGCUGAAGGACAACAAGAAGCCUUUCACCAAGGAGGCAGCGAUGGCCAAGCUGGCUGCAUCGGAGGCCGCGACUGCCAUCAGCCACCAGGCCAUUCAGAUCCUGGGUGGCAUGGGCUACGUGACAGAGAUGCCGGCCGAGCGGCACUACCGUGACGCCCGCAUCACCGAGAUCUACGAGGGCACCAGUGAGAUCCAGAGGCUGGUCAUCGCGGGCCACCUGCUCAAGAGCUACCGGAGCUGAGCCCAGGGCCGGCCACGCCCAGCCCGUGGCUGCGGACCUGACUGUGGGAAGGACUCCACAGGGGCCAGGCCACCGCCCAGCCCUCAUGGUGUGGCCCCAGACCCACCUGCUGGCAGCCCUGGGGAAGGCGAGGCGAGGGGCUGUGCCCUGCGUGAGGACUCCGCCCCAGGCUCUGUCCUGUCGCUCCCCCUCACCACGUGCCUUAUUCUUCAUGGGGGGACGGCCUCCUGAAGGCAGGGCCGCGGGAAGGACUGUGGCCACUGGGGGCGCCCUGGUUGCCGCGGGCCCAGGUGCUCAGCAGGAGGCCAGGAGGGCCUGGGACUGCAGCGGCAGCUCCCCCCCACCCCCAGGUCAGGGGUCCGGAGGAGUGGGUGGGGCUGGAGUCACUUCAGAGCAGCAGGAGCCGACAGAGGAGUCAGGUGGGUGGGACAGGGUGGGAACUGAGAGCAAUAAAGCGGACCUGUCCGAGCCGUGUCCUUGCCUGUGAGGUUGCCUGUGAACUGCCGGAGGCAGAUGCUCCUUCCCACGGCUUUCUGACCAGCGCGUCCGCCUGUCGCAGGAGGGCCUGGCCGCCCGGAGAG